GACAUUUACCAAAAACAUUGCCACCUACAUUUAAGCAUGGAAAUUACAAUGAGAACUAAAUUAAUAUAACCAUAAAAAAAAAUGUUGGCACCCAAGAGUGGGUCACUAGUAAGCAUGGAAAUAAUAACGAGAACUAAAUCAAUAUAACCAUAAAAAAUCAUUUUAAAAAUAUUGUUGAAAUUUCUUAUGUUACCCUUAAAAUUCGGUUGAUGACCUGAUCCUAGCCGGGGCAUGUACGAGACCAAGUCGUUGGUUGGACACGCAAUUCCAGAUCGCUAAAAGUCACCUUCAUCAGUAUGCUUCCACCAUCAAAGUACUAUUCUGUUGAAAUUCCAUUUUUCUCUCUUUUUCAUGAUACGAACGAAUUAAUGCAGUUGAGACUACUUAAUUGAAAGAUCAGAUUUUGUUGCCCUAGUUAGAUAGCUAGCUGUAGGUAUUGACACCAUCGUCGUCUUCGUCGUCAUCAUCAUCAUCAUCGAUUCAAGAGAAGAGAUCAAUCGUAUUCGUAUAUUGGUGGAUUAGAUUUAGGAGAGUUACACAAUAAAAAGAGCAAAACAACAAUAACAAAAAAAAAAUGGCCGAAGAAAUAGAGAUGUCGAAGAUGGAAGAAGGGCAAAGUAAAAGCGUGGCAUCCAAUCUCUGGUCAUCGGCCGAAACAGUGAAGCUCCUACAGAAGUUGUUUGCGGAGGUGGUGGGGACGUAUUUUGUGAUAUUCGCCGGAUGCGGGGCGGUGGCGGUGGACAAGAUGUACGGCUCCGUUUCGUUCCCAGGGGUCUCAGUGGUGUGGGGCUUAAUUGUGAUGGUCAUGAUCUACUCCGUAGGUCACAUCUCCGGCGCCCAUUUCAACCCUGCCGUUACCGUCACCUUCGCGAUCUUCCGACAGUUCCCCUUCAAACAGGUGCCACUUUAUAUUUUAUCACAGGUAUUAGGGUCGAUAUUGGCAAGUGGAACAUUGUAUCUGCUUUUUGACGUUCCAGAAGAGGCUUACUUUGGUACAGUACCGGUUGGACCCAACCUGCGUUCUUUUGUUCUUGAGAUCAUCAUCUCCUUUCUCCUCAUGUUCGUCAUUUCUGGAGUUGCAACUGACAAUAGAGCGGUUGGGGAACUAGCAGGAAUUGCUGUUGGAAUGACAAUUAUGCUAAACGUGUUUAUUGCCGGGCCAGUGUCGGGGGCGUCGAUGAAUCCGGCAAGGAGCCUAGGCCCAGCUAUUGUGAUGCGUAUAUAUAAAGGAAUAUGGGUCUAUAUUGUUGGGCCCUUUGCGGGCACGAUUCUGGGUGGGUUCGCCUAUAAUCUGAUUAGAUACACCAACAAACCUCUUAGUGAGUUAACUAAGAGUGCAACGCUUCUCAGGAGUGUUAGGGGUUAUCCCUGACCCUCACCACAUUGUUUUUGUAGUUAGCAAUCCAAAACUUGGCUAUACAUAAUUUCUUUUUGGGGUGUGAUUACUUAUUAUGUGCUAGUGAUUGUUAGUUGUAGCAAGGGAAAGUUUAUAUUUCUAACACAUUAAAUAGAGUUAUUCUUACAAAAUCUUUUUCCCUAACUAUAAACGAUAUUUUAGGAC
This is a messenger RNA of Linum trigynum, 1561 nucleotides long. NCBI's taxonomy places the organism in Eukaryota, Viridiplantae, Streptophyta, Magnoliopsida, Malpighiales, Linaceae. The record is from the annotation of a GenBank genome assembly.